CAUGGGUGUUGCUAGACGCAGCUGGGACUCUGCCAGGCUCCAGUGCUCAGUCUAAGACAAAGGCCGCCCCUCAGCCCUGCUCUUCCUGCCUGUCAUGGCCACAUUCGGAUGCUGCCUGCUUGUCUGGGGACACAGGGCACGAAGCCCCAGCCCUAAGAGGUUAAGCCAGGCCUUCUGGCUCCAUUCCACGGGGGCACUGCAGGCCCCAGGCUCCUUUCAGAGCCAGAGCAACUGAUGCCAUGGCAGAAACCCCUGCCCACCUGUCUCCUUGCCUGGCACUGCCCACUCCGAGACCUGUGCCCUUCUGGGUCCUCCCGCGGGGGCCAACCCUGUGAGUCCCUCCCCAUCCCUCUGACGCUGAGAAGGUCCUGUCCACCCCUACCAUGUGUGAGGUGAUGCCCACAAUCAACGAGGGGGACCCUUUGGGGCCCCCCCAUGGCGCCGAUGCGGAUGCCAACUUUGAGCAGCUGAUGGUGAACAUGCUGGAUGAGCGGGAGAAGUUGCUGGAAUCCCUUCGAGAGAGUCAGGAAACCUUGGCAGCCACGCAGAGCCGGCUCCAGGAUGCCCUGCACGAGCGGGAUCAGCUCCAGCGCCACCUUAACUCUGCCCUCCCCCAGGAAUUUGCCACCUUAACCCGGGAGCUGAGCAUGUGUCGGGAACAGCUUCUAGAGCGGGAGGAAGAGAUAUCAGAGCUGAAAGCAGAACGGAAUAACACGAGGUUGCUUCUGGAACAUCUGGAGUGCCUGGUGUCUCGCCACGAGCGGUCACUGCGGAUGACUGUGGUGAAGCGCCAGGCCCAGUCGCCUUCGGGGGUCUCUAGCGAGGUGGAGGUGCUAAAGGCCCUCAAGUCGCUGUUUGAGCACCACAAAGCCCUGGAUGAGAAGGUGCGAGAGCGGCUCCGGGCGGCACUGGAAAGAGUUACCACCUUGGAGGAGCAGCUGGCUGGAGCUCACCAGCAGGUGUCUGCCCUGCAGCAGGGGGCAGGGGUUCGGGAUGGAGUGGCACAAGAGGAGGGGACUGUGGAGUUGGGACCAAAACGCCUGUGGAAGGAUGACAUGGGCCGGGUGGAGGAGCUGCAGGAGCUCCUGGAGAAGCAAAAUUUUGAGUUGAGCCAGGCUCGGGAGAGACUGGUCACCCUGACGGCAGCUGUGGCCGAACUUGAGGAGGACCUGGGCACAGCCCGUCGAGACCUCAUCAAGUCGGAGGAGAUGAGCAACAAGCAUCAGCGGGACCUCCGGGAGGCUCUAGCCCAGAAGGAAGACAUGGAGGAGCGAAUUACCACGCUGGAGAAGCGCUACCUGGCUGCUCAGCGUGAGGCCACGUCCAUCCAUGACCUUAAUGACAAGUUGGAGAAUGAACUGGCCAACAAGGAGUCCCUGCACCGCCAGUGUGAAGAGAAGGCCCGGCAUCUACAGGAGCUGCUGGAGGUGGCAGAGCAGAAGCUGCAGCAGACGAUGCGCAAGGCAGAGACUCUGCCAGAGGUGGAGGCUGAGCUGGCCCAGAGGAUUGCAGCUCUCACCAAGGCUGAGGAGCGGCACGGCAACAUUGAGGAGCACCUGCGGCAGCUGGAAGGGCAGCUAGAGGAGAAGAACCAGGAGCUGGCAAGGGUGCGCCAGCGGGAGAAGAUGAAUGAAGACCACAACAAGAGGCUGUCAGACACAGUGGACCGGUUGCUUAGCGAGUCCAACGAGCGCCUGCAGCUCCACCUCAAGGAGCGCAUGGCCGCCCUGGAGGAGAAGAACACGCUGAUCCAGGAGUUGGAGAGCUCCCAGCGCCAGAUUGAGGAGCAGCACCAUCACAAGGGCCGCCUGUCUGAAGAGAUUGAGAAGCUGCGCCAAGAGGUGGACCAGCUGAAGGGUCGAGGGGGGCCGUUUGUGGAUGGCAUCCACUCCAGGUCUCACGUGGGCAGUGCGGCAGACCUGCAGUUCUCCCUGAGCGCAACCACCCACGCACCCCACGCACCCCCAGGCCUGCACCGACUCUACUCCGCACUGAGGGACGAGUCUUCCAAGGACUGGGAGCCAUCACCACUGCCUGGGAUGCUGGCCCCCACAGCCACCUCUGCCUUUGACAGCGACCCCGAGAUCUCUGAUGUGGAUGAGGAGGAACGAGGGGGGUUGGUGGGUGCUGUGGACAUUGCCUCCCCUGGCGGCCAUUCGGAUGCCCAAACCCUGGCCAUGAUGCUGCAGGAGCAACUGGACGCCAUCAACGAGGAGAUCAGGAUGAUCCAGGAAGAGAAGGAGUCCACGGAGCUGCGCGCAGAGGAAAUCGAGACACGCGUGACCAGCGGCAGCAUGGAGGCGCUAAACCUGACCCAGCUGCGCAAGCGUGGUUCCAUUCCCACCUCCCUGACGGCCCUGUCCCUGGCCAGUGCAUCCCCACCACUCAGCGGCCGCUCCACACCAAAGCUCACUUCCCGCAGCGCCGCCCAGGACCUGGAUCGCAUGGGGGUCAUGACCCUGCCCAGUGACUUAAGAAAGCAUAGGAGGAAGCUGCUGUCGCCAGUGUCUCGGGAAGAGAACCGAGAGGAUAAAGCCACCAUAAAAUGUGAGACUUCUCCUCCUUCCUCACCCAGGACGCUGCGGCUAGAGAAGCUUGGCCACCCAGCCCUGAGCCAGGAAGAAGGCAAGAGUGCCUUGGAGGAUCAAGGCAGCAACCCCAGCAGCAGCAACAGCAGCCAGGACUCCUUGCACAAAGGCGCCAAGCGCAAGGGCAUCAAGUCAUCCAUUGGCCGCCUGUUUGGGAAGAAGGAGAAAGGGAGGCUGAUCCAGCUGAGUCGGGAUGGAGCCACAGGCCAUGUUCUGUUGACAGACUCCGAGCUUAGUCUUCAGGAACCCCUGGUCCCUGCCAAGCUGGGGACCCAGGCAGAAAAGGACCGACGGCUAAAGAAGAAACACCAGCUGCUUGAAGAUGCCCGCAGGAAAGGCAUGCCCUUUGCCCAGUGGGAUGGCCCCACCGUGGUCUCCUGGCUGGAGCUCUGGGUCGGAAUGCCUGCUUGGUAUGUGGCAGCCUGCCGGGCCAAUGUCAAGAGUGGUGCCAUCAUGUCUGCCCUGUCGGACACAGAGAUCCAGCGGGAGAUCGGCAUCAGCAAUGCUCUGCACCGGCUCAAGCUACGGCUGGCCAUCCAGGAGAUGGUGUCACUGACCAGCCCCUCUGCCCCGCCCACCUCCAGGACUUCUUCAGGGAAUGUCUGGGUCACCCAUGAAGAGAUGGAAACUCUGGCAACUUCCACCAAAACAACCCUGGCUUAUGGCGACAUGAACCACGAGUGGAUUGGGAAUGAAUGGCUGCCCAGCCUUGGGCUUCCCCAGUACCGCAGCUAUUUCAUGGAGUGCUUGGUGGAUGCGCGCAUGCUGGAUCACCUCACCAAGAAGGACCUGCGGGUCCACCUGAAGAUGGUGGACAGCUUCCACCGAACCAGCCUUCAGUAUGGCAUCAUGUGUCUGAAGAGGCUAAAUUAUGACCGGAAGGAGUUGGAGAAGAGGCGGGAGGAGAGUCAGCACGAGAUCAAGGACGUGCUGGUCUGGACCAACGACCAGGUUGUUCAUUGGGUCCAGUCUAUCGGGCUUCGGGAUUAUGCGGGAAACCUGCAUGAGAGUGGUGUUCAUGGCGCCUUGCUGGCCCUGGAUGAGAACUUUGACCACAACACACUGGCCUUGGUCCUCCAGAUUCCCACGCAGAACACCCAGGCCCGCCAGGUGAUGGAAAGAGAGUUCAAUAACCUUUUGGCCUUGGGCACAGACCGGAAGCUGGAUGACGGGGAAGACAAAGUGUUCCGCCGCGCCCCGUCUUGGAGGAAACGCUUCCGGCCGCGGGACCACCACAGCGGGGGCAUGCUGGGCACCUCCGCCGAGACCCUCCCGGCGGGCUUCCGCGUGUCCACGCUGGGUCCCCUGCAGCCCCCGCCCGCCCCGCCCAAGAAGAUCCUGCCCGAAGCUCGCUCCCACUAUCUCUACGGACACAUGCUCUCCGCCUUCCGGGACUAGCCACAGCCCGGGCUGCCUGGCAUCCUCCCCCGGAUUCCCAGGCUCUGCCCGCCCCGGCCCCUCCUGCUCGCUCCCCUUCUUCCACGCCGCCCGUGACUCGUCCUUCUGUGACUGUCCAGACGUUCUGGAUCUCAGAAUUAUCAUCCACCCCCGCCCCAGGCAUCCCACUACCCCUAGUCCCACCGCGUGUCCUUUCUACUCUCUUGUGGAUGUGGCCUGGGUCUCCUCGUGUCCUGGAGGUGCCCGGGUCACCUGUGCUCGGUGCUUGGGAUUCUGUGGGAUGGAGCUCCCUCCUCUGGACCUAGCCUGGUCUGGACUGUGCCCUCCACCAGGACCAGCACCCACCCUGGGCCAAGGCCCGAGCUGGCCCCUCCAACAAGGGGGCACCUCAGACUGGCUUGCCCUCCUGUUCUGCCUCCAGGUCCCCGUCCACGCUGGCUGUGCCCCACAGUCUCACAGUUGGUUUGGGAUCUCCAGCAUCAUAUCGCCCCCUCUCCCAACCCAUCACAACUUGAAGCUCCUGCUUCUAGGAUGUGCUCGGGCAUUAGGAUGGCUGCACAAGACCCCGUUGUCCGCUGUUCCACCAGGAUGGUGAGACCCAGAAGGAGGACUGGGGGUGGGGGGACACACUGAGGGAGAACCUCUGGGGCCUGGCUUGAGCCAAAUCCCAGACAGGAACCUCCCAGCCCUCUAUCUGAUGAGAGGGGUAGCCAGGAAAGCUAGGGGGAGAACUGACGGACUCUGGUAGCCAUAAGCCCAAAGGACACUGGGAAUUUUAGCGCAAGCCCCAAGGACACAGAGUGAUCCUGCCAGGGAAGAGCAGUGGGACUUGCACUGCUGACCAGCCCAGCCCCCUUCCCUUUGCUGUCCUUCUGUGCCUCCCUUCUUCCGUGGUCCCAGCCCUCUGAGGACCAGCCUGAUGGGUAGGCUGAAUACACACUGACCCUGCAAUCAGGUUUGGGGAAAAGGCAGUACGGAACUUCCUUCCUCCAACUGUCCAGGAAGAACAUGGCUUCCCUUUCAGUGAGUCACACUGGGGAAAUUCUGUGUUGGUGAAGGCUGUCACUCGUGGUGCCUGUCCCCAAAUCAUCCAGUCCUCCUUCAGGGUUCUUUAGAUGUGCCUGGACUGUUUCUCCCAGAGAUUCCAUCAUUGUAGUGCUUUCCCUAGCAGGAGGGAACUGGGACAGAGGGGAUUUGGGUCCUGGUUUGGGAGGAAUUUUAUUGCUAAGAAAUCUCUCUUCAUCACCCAUUGUGCCUGAAAGUGUUGGGGCCAUCAAUUCAGGGUGAGUUGAUGGGACUAGGGCUUCACCUAGGCGAGAGGAGAGGGACAACACCUGGGUUAUGUAUGCUGGAGAGGGGCUGUGUAGCGCCAUCUUACAGGUGGCUAGAGCAGCGGGCUGCCCCCUCAACUACUUGGUUUAGAGCAGAGUGAGGCACACAGGUGGGAUAAUGGACCUGGCCUGAAGGAGUGAUGGAGUGUGGGGCAGGGCCAGGGCUUAGGCCUUCGUGCUGCUUCUCAGUAGAGCAGAGCUUGACUCGUGGGCUGGCACCUGGGCUGGGCAGGCAGCCACCUGUCCUGGUUCUCCCUCAUUGUUUCUGCCCUGCUGGGAAUGGGGAAGGAGGAGUUACUGCUCAGAGGAGGAAUUAGAAGACUACACAACCCCUCGCCCCCACUUCUAGGUAAUGGGUUCCGUAGUUAUGGAGAUAGCCCAGAGCCUUAAGAUUGAUGGCGUCGAGCACCGCACUCCUUCAGGAGUCUUGUCUCUUCAGGGUCUGUGUGGGAGAGUCAGCCCUUCCGUCUGUCCUCACAGUGUCACCUUGUCGUGGUUGGUCUCGUCCAUUAGGCAGCCGCUGGGGGAGCAGGUACAUUCAGGGCCCUUGAGAAGGAUUGCAGGAGGUGACGGAGAAGGGGAGUCUGCCCAGGGAUGGAAGGCAGUUGUCUUGGUAUACCCCUUGCCUCAUAGCCGAUCUGUUUUUUCCUUUGGAGAGUUACCAGUGACCCAAGUCCUCGUUGUCAGCCUUCUGUGUCUCACCAGGUCCCUUCUCAGUACUGUAUUGGCUCAGUGCACCAGGAGUGGAUGUAUGAGUGUAUGUGGGUGUGAGUGUGGGUGUGUGUGUACCAAUAAACAAUCUGGUUUUAAGAC
Perognathus longimembris pacificus (Pacific pocket mouse) is the source of this 6130-nucleotide messenger RNA. RefSeq names its product PTPRF interacting protein alpha 4 (gene Ppfia4). The record is from RefSeq and is a predicted model, not a curated record. NCBI's taxonomy places the organism in Eukaryota, Metazoa, Chordata, Mammalia, Rodentia, Heteromyidae. The transcript has 28 exons. Gene Ontology annotation, molecular function: protein binding. Gene Ontology annotation, biological process: synapse organization. Gene Ontology annotation, cellular component: presynaptic active zone. Bases 384 to 3986 code for a protein of 1200 amino acids.